This is a messenger RNA of Magnusiomyces paraingens, 1266 nucleotides long. RefSeq lists its product as uncharacterized. Gene Ontology annotation, cellular component: proteasome regulatory particle, lid subcomplex. Bases 1 to 1266 code for a protein of 421 amino acids. Gene Ontology annotation, biological process: ubiquitin-dependent protein catabolic process. Gene Ontology annotation, molecular function: structural molecule activity. Lineage: Eukaryota; Fungi; Ascomycota; Dipodascomycetes; Dipodascales; Dipodascaceae. The record is from RefSeq and is a predicted model, not a curated record. The transcript has 3 exons.
AUGACACAAAAAAUAGAAGAACAAUUGCAAUUUGCCCGAGAGUUUGCAAAAAAUCAGCAACUUGCAGAAUCUGAAUCUACUUAUCGUAGCAUUUUGCAAACGCCUGCUCAGCAUAAUUCUAUUAUUAUUGCCACCCAAGAAACAGCACUUUAUGAACUAGGAAAACUUUAUCAAGAGCAUAAGAAAGUUGACCAGCUUGCUGAUUUGAUUCGAACUUCUCGUGCUGUUCUUGGUUCAUUUGCAAAGUCUAAAACUGCAAAAAUUAUUCGGAACUUGAUCGAUCUUUUUGCCAACGUCCCCAAUUCUACUGAUAUCCAAAUUACAAUCAUUAAAGAUUGCAUAGAAUGGGCUGUUUCUGAAAAACGUAAUUUUCUUCGACAAGGCCUUCAGACCCGUCUUAUAUCUUUAUAUUAUGAAAAGUGCGCUUAUAACGACGCGAUACAACUUAUUAAUACACUUUUAAAGGAACUUAAGCGUUUGGAUGAUAAAAAUGUUCUUAUUGAAGUUCAGCUUUUAGAAACAAAAGUUUAUCAUGCUCUUAGAAACAUCCCUAAAGCUAAAGCGAGCCUUACUAGUGCUCGGACAAGUGCGAAUGCAAUUUACACCCCCCCUUUAAUGCAAGCAAGUCUUGAUUUAAUGAGCGGAAUCUUGCAAUCAGAGGAUAAGGAUUACAAAACAGGUUAUUCGUACUUCUACGAGUCAUUUGAAGGAUUUGCUGGUCAAGAGGAUGCAAGAGCCUUGACAGUUUUAAAGUAUUUGCUACUCUCAAAAAUUAUGCUUAAUCUUUCGGAUGAUAUUGAUUCUUUAUUGACUAACAAAACUGUUCAAAAGUAUGCAGGACGUGAUAUUGACGCAAUGAAAGCAAUUGCAUCUGCUUACUCGAACCGAUCAUUAAAGGAGUUUGAAACUGCUUUAGAAACAUAUGGAAAAGAACUGUCUUCUGACCCAUUUAUAAGAUCCCAUUUUUCAGAUCUUUAUGAUACUUUGUUGGAGCAGAAUCUUGUUAAGGUCAUUGAACCCUUUUCUUGCGUAGAGAUUUCUCACAUUGCUGAAAUUAUUGGUUUAGAUACAAGACAAGUUGAAGGGAAAUUGAGUCAAAUGAUUUUAGAUAAGGUAUUUCAUGGUGUUUUGGAUCAAGGGAAUGGUUGGCUUUUUGUUUACGACGAACCAAAGAUUGACGCUACAUAUGGCGCAGCUCUGGAAACAAUUAAACAUAUGUCUAAUGUAGUGGACUUGCUUUACCAGAAGGCUUCUGCACUCAAUUAA